Molecule: messenger RNA, 806 nt
Organism: Xenia sp. Carnegie-2017
Lineage: Eukaryota; Metazoa; Cnidaria; Anthozoa; Malacalcyonacea; Xeniidae
Product: N-alpha-acetyltransferase 20-like
Exons: 6
Coding region: 193-720 (175 amino acids)
Biological process (GO): N-terminal peptidyl-methionine acetylation
Cellular component (GO): NatB complex
Molecular function (GO): protein-N-terminal amino-acid acetyltransferase activity
Source: RefSeq, a predicted model, not a curated record
UUGUGCCCCCUGACUAUUCAUAUAAAAUCCAAUAUGGUGGAUUGGUAGAAGAAUUAUGAAAUGAGAUGAUAUUUUUUGUUGAGAAAUUUCAGGAUUUCUUCUUCGUCAACUCUGUCAAACCUACAAAGAAACAUUCAUUUAUCUUUCGAGAGUGAAAUCCUGUUAUUUUCUUCAAGUCUUUUGAUGUAAAGAAUGGUGACUAUUCGUCCAUUCAAGUGUGACGAUCUAUUUCAUUUUGCAAAUGUCAACUUGGAUCCUCUUACCGAAACUUAUGGCAUUCAGUUCUAUUUGCAAUAUUUAUCGCGAUGGCCAGAAUAUUUUCAAGUUGCAGAAUCUCCAGAUGGACAAAUAAUGGGCUAUAUAAUGGGGAAGGCUGAGGGCAGUGUUGAACGAGAACAGUGGCAUGGACAUGUGACCGCAGUGACUGUGGCUCCAGAAUUCAGGAAGUUAGGAAUUGCUCGGACUCUGAUGACAGGUCUUGAGGAUAUCUCGGAGAGGAAAAAUUGUUUCUUUGUUGAUCUCUUUGUACGUGUUUCCAAUGAUGUUGCUGUGAAUAUGUACAAGCGUCUUGGCUAUUCCAUCUACCGAAGGGUGCUGGGUUAUUAUUCGGGUGAUCCAGAUGAAGAUGCCUUUGACAUGAGAAAAGCAUUAUCUCGAGAUCAUGAAAAAAAGUCCAUAAUCCCGUUGAAACAUCCUGUGAGACCAGAAGAUGUAGAGUAGCUUCACGGGACAGGACAUUCAAUCAAUGUAUGUGCUACAUGAAGUUAAUGACGCAUUGCAAAAAACAAUAAAUUUAUUUUUGCUGA